UGUUUAGGUAGGUAUCUAUGAAAGAACACAGCGGUUUGACAAAAAAAAUCCCCCUCAAAAUAAUCCCCUACAAAACUAGAAAGCUACAUAAUCAUUUGCCGCUCCGAGUUGGUGCAAGAUAUCUAUUGACACUCCGCAAACGCUGGUUUGUUUAUUCUGUGCGGCAGAUAUCAAAACAAACUUCUUCGCACGUUUACCAAGCAGAGAAGGAACACGGAAACGGCAAGCUUAUUUCCGUAUAGUUUUAAGCCGUGUUUGUAGCAAGAUGAGUUCACAAAAUCGUGGCAAUGUUACAAUUGUAGGAGGAGGACCGGUGGGAGCAUUACAAGCAUGUUUGUUGUCACGUAGGGGAUACCAUGUUGAUUUGCAUGAGGCCAGGAAAGAUAUUCGGAGAACUGAUUUUGCUGCUGGUCGUAGUAUUAACCUUGCUCUCUCAUAUCGAGGAAUACAAUCGUUGAAACGAGCUGGUUUAGAUGAGAAGAUUAAAAGCCUUGGUAUAGCAAUGCACAGUCGAAUGAUUCAUCCAUUAAAUAAACCAUGUUAUAAAAUACCAUAUGGAAGAAAAGGACAGUAUCUCCUUUCUAUUGAUCGUUUAAAGCUAAACCAAGAUCUUUUAACUGCUGCCGAAAAAAUGGACAACAUUGAUUUGCACUUCAGUUCAAAACUUGUCUCCUGUGACGUAGACACUGCAACAGCAACAUUUAAAACGGAAAAUGAAGGAAAUAUUGAUGAAACAUCACAAGUGUUAUUCGGGUGUGAUGGUGCAUACUCUGCUGUUCGUAGGCAGCUACAAAGAGGGUUGUUCGACUACGCACAAGUCUAUAUUCCUCAUGGUUAUAAAGAACUCUGCAUACCACCCACUUGUGAUGGAGAAUAUGCCAUGCCACCCAACCACCUGCACAUCUGGCCAAGGCACACGUUCAUGCUUAUAGCUCUGCCUAAUCUGGAUAAAUCCUUCACAUGUACUCUGUUCAUGCCAAUUACUAAGUUUGAAACACUUAAAACUGGAGAUGAUGUUAUGGAUUUAUUUAUGCGAGUGUUUCCAGACAGCGUGCCACUUAUUGGAGAAGAAUUUCUGAAAAAAGAUUUUUUCAAACUCCCACCACUUCCUAUUAUUACAGUGAAGUGUUCUCCAUACCAUUACAAGAACAAGGUAGCUCUACUAGGCGACGCAGCUCAUUCUAUGACUCCAUUUUUUGGCCAAGGUUUAAACUCUGGUUUGGAAGACACUCUUCUCUUUGAUGAGCUGAUGGAAAAAUAUGAUUGUGAUUUUGAUAAGGUAUUACCUAUGUAUUCUGAAAUUCGGUGCCCUGAUGGUCAUGCGAUAUCUGACCUCUCCCACAAGAACUACAUUGAGAUGAGAGACAGUGUAACAUCAUUUUGGUUUCUGUUCCGUAAAAAAGUGGAUACAAUUCUGCACUUUUUAUUCCCUUCAUUGAUUGUCCCAAAAUAUUCAAUGGUUGCCUUUACUAGAACCAGAUAUAGCAAAGUGAUCACAGAUUCAGAAAAGAAUACAAAAAUCAUAAAUGUUUCACUGAUCGGUUCAUUUGCUGUUCUUGUUGGUUUUGUCAUCUCUGCUUACUGGAGAACUCAAAAAGGAGAAUCUAUAAUUCCGGAAAUAUUCUUUACUGCCUGGCGAAGCCUGAGUAGCACAACAGCCUGUUUUCGAAAUAAUUUUUUGUAAAAAGUAGCACUUUUUAAGCAAAAUCACAUUAUGUGUUUUAAGGGUGAUAUUGUAUCAUUGUAGUAAAUAUGCAAGCAAUCAUAUUUUAAAUGAAAUAGCAAUAAUCUUUACAUUUAGCCUACUUUACCUAUAGUUUUAGUGGGUAAUGUUUUUUUGUUUUUUAUGUGAUGUACAUGCGUGUAUAAGUAUACCUUUAAUCAAACAAAUCAUUUCCUUUCUUCAAUGUUUUAAUGGGUGUAUUUUGUAUUCAGUGUAUAGCACAGUCUCUAUAUAAACAUGUUUGUAAACUUUAUAUACAGACUCUUAGUAUACUGUAUUUAGAGGCAUUUAGCAUGUGUCACAUACAAUGUGGAUGUAAUUAGAUACGUUGCAUGGUGAAACGGUGACUGUAUUUGUAAUAU
Messenger RNA from Ciona intestinalis (vase tunicate), 2085 nucleotides. The record is from RefSeq and is a predicted model, not a curated record. Lineage: Eukaryota; Metazoa; Chordata; Ascidiacea; Phlebobranchia; Cionidae.